AUGAAGCUGACAGAGAUCAACUCCGGUGCUAAUGGCGAAAAUGACGAGGAUUUCGAAGACAUCGACGGGCUUGUAAACCCUCUGCAGACGAUUCCUCCGUGGCUCGAGGAUACACAACCUUUCAUCCGUGACGAUUUAAUUACGUCUAGUUCGAUUGCGGAAGAGAAAGUCAGAGACGACUGCGUUGCUCUACUUCUAGGAGAAGCACAUCUUGACCUGCCGCUCAACAGCCAUGGUUUACUUCAACUCCGUCGCCUGGAUCACAUCAGGUUCCUUCACAGUAAUCUUGGCAGACUACCGGCACCUUAUGUUGCGCUGGACGCCAGUCGACCGUGGAUGUUUUAUUGGGUCCUUGCUGGAUUGUCUUUUCUCGGAGAGGAGAUAGAGACGAAAUAUAAACAACGAUUGAUCGAAAGCCUCCAGCCACUACAAAACAAAGUUGGUGGAUUUGGUAGCGGCCAUGGUCAGCUCAGUCAUAUCGCUAGCACGUAUGCUAGUCUUCUUGCCCUCGCUUGUGUGGACGGCCUAGAUAUGGUCGACAGGAAAUCCAUGUGGCAUUUUCUUGGUAGCAUCAAGCAUUCCAAUGGCGGGUUUUCCAUGGCGGUCGGCGCCGAACAGGACGUUCGAGGUGCUUACUGUGCCAUGACAGCGAUCGUACUACUCAACCUUCCUCUCGAACUACCUCCCGACGCUCCUGCACGUGCAAAAGGCCUGCAGACUUUCACCGAUGGACUGGGCGAGUGGGUUGGACGUUGUCAGACCUACGAAGGAGGCAUAGCUGGAGCGCCUACCAAUGAGGCUCAUGGCGCAUAUGCUAUACCGAAAUAUCUUGAUGUGCCUGCGCUGAUCUCAUGGCUAGCGGGGUCUCAGACAAGUCCAGAGGGGGGGUUUCAGGGUCGGACGAACAAACUCGUGGAUGCGUGCUACAGCCACUGGAGUGGCUCUUGCUGGGCACUCCUGCACGCCGCACUCGGCGGUUCUCGGUUGCUUGAUAUCUGGAACCGAGAAGCGCAAAUUCGAUAUCUCCUCUGCUGCUGUCAAGAGACCGGCAAACGUGGUGGCAUGAGAGAUAAACCUUCUGCUCGCGCGGACGCAUAUCACACUUGCUAUUCCCUCUCUGGGUUGAGCGCUGCUCAACAUCACUACACAUACGACCGAGACGGUCCAACAGUCGAUACUUCGACGGGCAGAUUGACGGCAGCUUUCAAUUGGCGUGCGAAUAAUGCUACUGCCGAAGAGAAGCAGGCUUGGGGAUACGACCAGGGAGAUGUAGUCAAUUUUGUGCACCCCGUCUUUGUCCUGUCCAUGGAUGUGGUCGGCCCGCUAAAGACGAAGUUCGAUUCCGCUACGUUUUGA
Dissoconium aciculare CBS 342.82 is the source of this 1356-nucleotide messenger RNA. RefSeq names its product terpenoid cyclases/Protein prenyltransferase. Gene Ontology annotation, biological process: protein farnesylation. Lineage: Eukaryota; Fungi; Ascomycota; Dothideomycetes; Mycosphaerellales; Dissoconiaceae. The transcript has 2 exons. Gene Ontology annotation, molecular function: protein farnesyltransferase activity. Gene Ontology annotation, cellular component: protein farnesyltransferase complex. Bases 1 to 1356 code for a protein of 451 amino acids. The record is from RefSeq and is a predicted model, not a curated record.